AAACCUAAUAUGUUUUUUUUCUCAACUUUGCAUAUUUGCGUCUUCAUUAGAUCCUGACUGAUAUUUUGGUCCCCUGACAUUAUCAGCUGAUAUUGGCCUAUUAUGCAGUAUAUACACUAGCCAGACACUUCAUUAGGUACAGCUUGAUAGUACCAGGUUUUACCGUCAGAACUGCUAUAAUUCAACAUGGUGCUGUAAACAUUCCUCAGAGGUUUUGGUCCAAACUGACAUCAUGGUGUUAAUUGCUGCAGAUUUGUCUGCUGCACAUACGUGACAGCAAUCUCCCAUUCCACCACAUACCAAAGGUGCUCUGUUGGAUUGAGAUCUGGUAACUGUGGAGACCGUUUAAGUACAGUGAACUUAUUCUCAUAUUCAAGAAACAAGUUUGAGAUAUUUUGAGAUGAUUUGAGCUUUGUGACACGUCAUGUUAUCCUGCUGGAAACAGCCAUCAGAAGAUGUGUGGUGGUCACAAAGGGAUGGGCAUGGUAACAGUACUCUUUAAUACUGUUUAAAUGAUGAUCGUUGGUAAUAAAGGGCCCAAAGUGUAUCAAAAAAUAUCCCCCACACCUUCACGUCACCUGGCCUGAACUGUUGAUGCAGGGCAGGAUGGAUCUGUGCUGUAAAUAGCAUUGGUGGAUAGUUCAAUAAUUAUCUGAACCAAAAAAUCUAGUAUUGGUCAGGCAUCAGAAUUUCUAUCAAAGCUAAACUACAGGCAUGAAAAGGGGUAACACUUUAGGUUUUCAUAAAAAACACAGUAGCUGUACUUGGAGUGAACUCAGUCUCUGUAGACGUGUUCUGCGACAGGGGGGUGAUGUGCGAUUGAUCUGAUUGAAGGAAAGAUUGUCACUUUUUAUGGAAAUGAAUGUUGUGUACCCACAGUAUGUUUUAGAGCAAACACUGCUUUGGCUCAAACACUCAUUAAUAAUGUCUUCCAGUGUCUACAAUUACAGUCAUCUGUUGAUUUAUUUUUGGCAGCAUCCACUGACACACUCAUGAGAUUUUUGCAUAUUUUAAAAUUUAAAUAAAUUCUUGGAAAAAUGAUUAAGUGAUUGACAGACCCGUUUGUGUCUGUGAUCAGAGUUUGAUUGACAAAAACAGCGAGGUUGGUACCUUAGGCCCACUAUUUAUGUGAAUCAGUAAAAUAACAGAUUGGUUGAUAAUAACACUAAUAGUUUUUUGAGUCCUCAGUCUUUGUGGACUAAUACACCAGUACAAAGUAUUUCCUGCAAAGUGCAUACAAGACACUAUGCUGAAUGUAGGUUUUUAUAUGUCUGUCGCCCUUUUUCUCAUUUCGCUCCAUAAUUUGCAGCUUUCGCGUUGUCUCGCUUUCAUCAUUGGCAGGAUAUGCAUGACCAUUGUGGACCGUGAGGCCACCGUCUCGCCGCUCAACAUCUAUCUGAUCUCUCCACGCAUCCCAUUUCACUGAAGGUGCCGUGGUCGUCAGAUGACGUGAAAAGAGAUGAAAGUUCUUCACACUUGAACUUUGACGUUUCCUCAGGCGUCAAUCAGCAGCUCAUUUUGUGUGUGUGUGUGUGUAUGCAUGUGCGUGUGAUCCAUGGGACUGUUUGAUGCAUCAUUUCAAGCAGAAUAAUAUCUCCGUGCUAUUCUUUUACUUUUCAUUGCUUCUUUUUCUUUUACCGCAUUCUGCUCCCAUCCCCCCGUCUCCUUUCUUUUUCUCUCUCUCUUUCUGUCUCCCCCCUCCCCUCUCUUUUCCUUGAGUAUUCUUUCGUUUCAGUCUCUCCUCCUGCCCCCCCAUCCAUUUGCUCAUCUCCUUGUCAGUCACCUUCCAUCUCUUUCUUUCUCUCACCGUCUCUCUUCUUUCUCCUCUCUCAUGUAACACGCUCGCAUCCGAGACUGUGCACGAAACAAUCUUCCAACACUUUCCCAUACUCGUAAACCUCACUUGAUCAAUGAGAGAGUGAAAAGAUACAGAGGGGAAGGCGCAGGGAUGCAUGGAUGAAACACAGAGAAGAACUCAGCUGCAGAUACAGGAAAAGAGACAGACAGGGAUGUGCAGAAACAAAGAUGAAGAAUGACACACAAAGAAAGAAGAAAGGAGGGCGAGUUGCUUUGGUGGAGCCAUAAUUUCAGACGGAUAUGAUGCUGAUCUUGUUUUUGUUGUUGGUGUGUGCGUCUUUUGACUUUGAUGUGACUUAACCUAUUGAUUACUGGACUGUCAAGGAACCUUGUGCAUCAGUGCUGCGCCUGUGUAUGCGUGUGUUUUUAAACCUACUGGCCACACGUGCUCAUUUGGCUGCAAGGAUAUUUGGUUUGUUUAGUGUCUGCUCUGUGUUUGCGCUGGUGCGACCAGACUCUCUACCGAAACUGUGCUGAAGACUAAAGAGAAGGAGGCGGAGGGUAGCGUUAGCCCCGCCUCCUCACAUCCCUCACGUAUAAAUAGGAGGCAAACAUAGUCUAUUCUCACUCAACACUCGCACUGAAGAAUGAGAUCCUUGAAGCACCUGAAACCUCACAGCAGGAGGAGCGUGGAGGAGGCGAGCCGGCGCCUGGGUAGAUGUGAGCCCAAGGUAAUGGCCAGGCUGGUGGACAUAGGCACACAGACAGAUCCAGUAGUUGUGCUGUCCUUGGCCCAGGCCGCCGUGCUAGGUCUCAUCUCCCAGAAUGAAGUAUUCGGAGCUACCAUUGCACCAAACGGCUUCUACACUGGUGAACCAAAAGAGUCCCCUGCACCCCCAGUAGACGGAGUUGACUACGAGUACGCAGACCAACUUAUCGGCGCCAACGGAGAUUAUCUUGGAGAAAACUUGGGAGAAGACGGUCAGAUGCAACCAAGCUGCAGCCAGCGGCGGUGGCAGCAGGGGCCGCCUCAGCAUCCAGAUGGGAAAAUGGUGGUCCCCGAUCGUCAUGGCCUUCAAGCAGGUGACAUGUCCUCUUCCCACGUGAAAGGGGAAGGGAUGAACUCUGGAAUGUCCUCCUGUGUCCACAUGCUGAACAAUAUGGCUCCCAGAGGUGGUCUGGUUCAAGUAGAUCCGGCCACCCUGAGAGGCACCAACAAGAACUGUGCAGAAUGUGAGCGGGAUGCUACAAACCAGCAGCAAGCCAACACACAUGUCCACCCCCCUCCUCCCCAGGUGGCCCACAGGGGACCGGAGCAGGGCCACAGAGGACUGCAGGGCCAGCGCCCGAUGGGGGGCCACGGUCGAGGUGGUAGAGAGGAUGAAGAAGAGGUAGAACACCAGGGGAACACAAUGAUGAAACCCACACAGCAGGAGGAAGCUAUCAGCAGCUACUUCCAGACCAGUGAAGUGGGAAGCUACGAUUCUACAGAGAUGGGAAUGGGGGGCGAGUAUGAAGACAGCAGCCAGAGUAUGAUGUGGACAGACGGGAGUGCGACAGGGCAGCAUCCCCAGCCUCCACACCCCCAGCCUCCACGUAGACACGGUGGCCGUAGAGUAGACCGGCUAGAUAUCAACAUCCAGAUUGAUGAAUCCUACUGCGUAGACGUGGGAGACGGUUUGAAACGCUGGAAAUGUCGCAUGUGUGAUAAAUCCUACACCUCUAAGUAUAACCUGGUCACACACAUCCUGGGCCACAACGGCAUCAAACCGCAUGCUUGUCCACAUUGCGGAAAGCUUUUCAAGCAGCCCAGUCACCUCCAAACCCAUCUGCUAACCCACCAAGGUACGCGGCCUCACAAGUGCACAGUCUGCAAGAAGGGCUUCACCCAGACCAGUCACCUGAAGCGACACAUGCUGCAACACACCGAUGUAAAGCCCUACAGCUGCCGCUUCUGCCGCCGUGGCUUCGCCUAUCCCAGCGAACUGCGAGCGCACGAGGUGAAGCACGAACGAGGCCGCUGCCAUGUGUGCUCGCAAUGUGGCAUGGAGUUCCCCACCUAUGCUCACCUCAAACGCCACCAGACCAGCCACCAGGGCCCCCACACCUUCCAGUGCACCGAGUGUAAUAAGUCUUUCGCCUACCGUAGCCAGCUCCAGAACCACCUCCUGAAGCACCAGAGCCCGAGGCCUUACACCUGCUCCCAGUGCGGCCUGGAGUUUGUGCAACUCCACCACCUACGUCAGCACUCGCUCACCCAUAAGGGGAUGAAAGGCCACAAGUGUGACGUGUGUUCCCGAGAGUUCACCCUGUCUGCCAACCUGAAGAGGCAUAUGCUCAUCCACAACAGCGUCAGGCCCUUCCAGUGUCACGUUUGCUUCAAGAGCUUCAUCCAGAAACAGACCCUCAAGACCCACAUGAUCGUCCACCUGCCUGUGAAGCCAUUCAAAUGCAAGGUUUGUGGCAAGUCUUUCAACCGAAUGUAUAACCUUCUGGGUCACAUGCAUCUCCAUGCUGGCAGUAAGCCCUUCAAGUGUCCUUACUGCACCAGUAAGUUCAACCUGAAAGGAAACCUCAGCAGGCACAUGAAGGUCAAACAAGGCAUGGAUGUCUCACCAGAAGGACAAGAAGUUCUUCCAGAAAUGGACAGCCAGGGGGAAUAUGAAGGACAGAACUUCACCUUUACAGCACCGGACAGUAUGGACAAUGGUGGCUCCCAAAACCUCACUAAACUCACUACAGCAAACAUGGAGGACAUGGAGGAGUAUUACAAUUUUGGAAAGGAUACAAGCAGCUACACUACACCUUGAGUGGCGAUGGACCAGAAAACUUUUUUCCUUUUUUUUGUUUCUGAAGGCAGAAGGAAAUUACAGAAUUGUUGUUGAGACUUUGGGAGACUCUGGGAAAAGGGGUUUUCAUUUAGUUUUGGCCUCCUUCCAGAAGCGCCAGACUUGGCGGACUAUGAUGGGAGGCCAGGGAGGAGGAGGAGUGCUUCAAAGGAGACGUUUCAACUCUGUUGCUUAUAACCGAGACACUGAAACAGUUGACACGGUGUGAAGCUCUUCUUUUGGGAUAACUACGCUUACCGGCUCAGACUCUCACUGGUGGACAGUGAAAUCUGUAUGUUGUGUGUAUGUAUCAGUUAUUUGAAGAGGAAAAAAAAGAAAAAAGUUGCAGUUGCAGAGCCAUUGGUUACAUUUAAUGUGAUAGAAAUUUGUUUGCCAUUUUUGUCAUUCACAACCAAUGUAUACCCUCAUAUUUUUGACUGAAAGUGCCAGAUAGACAUUUUGCAACUAAGCUUCCACAGUGUCAGCUAUUUACUCACUGUAUAUCGAAGUUUUGAUACAUAGUCACAACAUAUUCAUAGGUUUGAAUGCUCUUAGUUAACAACUCCUAAUUGUAGUUGCCCGUUCCUGCCUAUUCCUCAUUUGAAAGUUCAGACAGGUCUAUCUUUAAGUGCAUUUGUACUUUUUGCACAUGACAUUGUAGCCUUUUUUGUUUUCUUUAAAAAAAAAAAAAAAAUCUUAGUAGGGCACCGACUACCAAAGUUGCUACUGUCUCAUGUCGGCUACAACCAGAAAACAAAACUGCCGGCAUGUAAAGCCCUCUCACUGUACAAAUGAUUCUGCAACAUGCAGUGUGUUUACCCAUCUUUUUUUGUUUCACAUGGUUUAGCUUUGCAUUAAUAAUCUAUCCCGUGUAGUGAAUAUACUGCUCUAGGUUUUGAAUUACCGAGUGAACAGAACAAAAAGCACUUUUUCAUCAAAACCUGUCAUUUUUUCUGUGAAGGCGGUCUUCAGUAAGAGUGAAUUCAUUUGCCUCAAGGAAGAAGAGCUGGGGAUGGAAGAUAAAAUCUUCCGACCCCUUAUAAAGGCAAUAUUAUUAAACAUAGUUAUGCUUUUUCAA
Haplochromis burtoni (Burton's mouthbrooder) is the source of this 5703-nucleotide messenger RNA. It is a transcript of the gene znf710b, whose product is annotated as zinc finger protein 710b. Lineage: Eukaryota; Metazoa; Chordata; Actinopteri; Cichliformes; Cichlidae. The record is from RefSeq and is a predicted model, not a curated record. Bases 2445 to 4607 code for a protein of 720 amino acids. The transcript has 5 exons.